Trypanosoma theileri is the source of this 873-nucleotide messenger RNA. RefSeq names its product putative thymidine kinase. Gene Ontology annotation, molecular function: ATP binding; thymidine kinase activity. The transcript has a single exon. Gene Ontology annotation, biological process: thymidine metabolic process. The record is from RefSeq and is a predicted model, not a curated record. The coding region runs from base 1 to 873 and encodes 290 amino acids. Lineage: Eukaryota; Euglenozoa; Kinetoplastea; Trypanosomatida; Trypanosomatidae.
AUGAUUCACAGUCCCCAUGGUCACAUUGAACUCAUCAUUGGACCCAUGUUUGCUGGCAAAACAACUGAACUGAUGCGUCGUGUGCGUCGUGAGUUGUUUGCCCGGCGAUCGUGUUAUAUCAUCAAACACUCCCGUGAUGUGCGCUACAAUCGUGAGAGUGUUUCCUCACAUGAUCGUCUCUUACUUGGCGCGACUGCAGCCGUGGCGGUGCUGGCGGAUGUGGGAGAUGCCUGGCAGUCGUAUGAUGUGGUGGCGGUGGACGAGGGUCAAUUCUUCCCGGAUGUUGUCGACUUCUGCAGUCGGGCGGCGGACGCGGGGAAGACGGUGAUUGUCUCCGCGUUGGACGGCGACUACCGCCGCCAGCCAUUUGACGGCAUUUGUUCCCUCAUCCCACUCGCGGAGUCGGUGAAGAAACUCAGUGCGGUGUGCAUGGUCUGCCACGAGCGGGAUGCCUCCUUCACCCACCGCACCGUCAGCUGCAGUGCGCGGGAACUCAUCGGCGGCGCGGAUAUGUACAUCGCCGCCUGCAGAAUGUGUUAUAUCGAAAAGGAGAAGGAACAACACAGUAUAGUAGCAGCAGCCGCAGCAGAGAAGGAAAAGAAGAUGGAGGAACAGCCACAGAGUUGUGGAGAUGUGGAGGAUCGUAACAUGCCGCAGGAGAAACCACAACAGAGAAAAGAAGAGAAGGCAGAAAAACAGAGAGAUGCGGUGGGAGAAGAGCCCACAACGCCGGAGUUUAAUACCGCAGCCGCAAUGGAAUCCCCCUCACCUGCUGUUAUGAGCCGCAAACGUCCAUCCGAUGCCGUAGAUGAUAAUACUUCAAUAGAUGCUGAACACCGGGCCGGAGUGAGAGCGCGAGUGGAGUUUCAGUAA